This is a messenger RNA of Ilex paraguariensis (yerba mate), 255 nucleotides long. The record is from the annotation of a GenBank genome assembly. NCBI's taxonomy places the organism in Eukaryota, Viridiplantae, Streptophyta, Magnoliopsida, Aquifoliales, Aquifoliaceae.
AUGACUUUUGCAGGAAAUUCACCGACCUCACCUGAAAAUCAGAAUGUUAGAAGUGGCUGGACGGGGAAGAGCUUGGAAGGUUCAGCGGUGAAGGAAUCCAAUCCUUUGGACAUGUCAGAAGAGGCCAAGGCAGAAAGGUUUGUGGUGAGCAAGAGGAAAACACCAUUAGAGAGGAGGUUGACAUCUCCUCAGUACAGAAGGAAUCUUCCCAUUGUGAGCUCUGAUCCAAUGAAGAAGGAAAAUGACACUAGUUAA